Molecule: messenger RNA, 2752 nt
Organism: Chrysoperla carnea
Lineage: Eukaryota; Metazoa; Arthropoda; Insecta; Neuroptera; Chrysopidae
Gene: fat-spondin
Product: spondin-1
Exons: 9
Coding region: 118-2361 (747 amino acids)
Biological process (GO): cell adhesion
Cellular component (GO): extracellular matrix
Molecular function (GO): serine-type endopeptidase inhibitor activity
Source: RefSeq, a predicted model, not a curated record
UGUAUCCCUAAGAAUUAAUUUACAUUGUUAUUUGUUAAAAUCAAAAGCGAUUCCACGCACACACUUAUGCACGCCGUGCAUUUAAAUUAAGUAAUUUUAAAAUUAUUUAUAUUCAAAAUGAAUAAAUUUAUAUUCAUUUUGUUAAUUAUAAGUGUUUUUAAUGCGUUAAUCAUUAAUGCUUGUGAUCGUGUUCCACAUGUGGGAUAUGCACGUUCUGGAAAAUUACGUGGUGAUGGUGGAUUUAAAAUUAAAUUAAGUGAAAAUACCAACAAAUAUACACCGGGUACUCCUUAUACAGUAUCAUUGGUUAGUCCACAAAAUAAAAGAUUUACACGAUUUAUGUUAACAUCGGAAUCUAAGAUUCCAAGAGAGGAUGAAUCACCAAAUCAACAUGGAAUUUUUCAAUUAUUUGGUGACGCCCUUACAAAUUUUCAUGAAGAAUGUGUGAACACAGUAUCAGAAAAAAGUACGUUAUCGAAACGUGUAAUCGAAGUUAUUUGGACAGCACCACCAGCUGGUUCAGGAUGUAUUAUUUUAAAAGUCAUGGUCUUAGAAGAUCGCAAUCAUUGGUAUGCAGAUGAUGGGCAAUUAAGUUUAGAAUUAUGUGAACAAACUGAAAGAGUAACACAAGAUGAAUGCUGUGCUUGUGAUGAAGCCAAAUACACUAUGACAUUUGAAGGAUUAUGGUCAAAUGUAACACACCCAAAAGAUUUUCCACAAUCUUUAUGGCUAACACACUUUUCGGAUAUUAUUGGAGGAUCACAUGAAAAGAAUUUCAGUUUUUGGGGCGAAGGUCAUAUUUCCACAGAUGGUUUUCGAUUAUUAGCCGAAUGGGGUUCAAUUCGUGGUUUAGAUCAAGAAUUACGGUUAAAAUCAAAAUAUUUUCGAAGUAUUUUUAAAGCCGCUGGACUUUGGUAUCCAAAAGUGAAUACAAACACGACUAGUCAUUUUAAGGUGGAUCGCAAGCGUCCUUUAGUAUCUUUGGUUUCUAUGUUCGGACCAUCUCCAGAUUGGGUUGUCGGUGUAAAUGGUUUGGAUUUAUGCCAAAAAGAUUGUACAUGGAAGGAGAACAUUAUCGUAGAUUUAUAUCCAUGGGAUGCUGGUACUGAUAGUGGAAUUUCAUAUGAGUCACCAAACGCUGAAACAAAACCUCGAGAACGAAUGUACCGCAUAACCACAAAGUAUCCAGAAGAUCCACGAGCCCCAUUUUAUGAACCACAUAAAAAGGAAAUGGAGCCAAUGGCACGAUUGUUUUUAAAACGAGAAAAAGUAAUUCCAAAAAGUUGUGAUGAUAAAUUUUUAACAUCACAAAUUGAAUUCUCUGAGAAUACCGAAGAAGUUUCCAAGCCGGAAUGUGCCGUAACUGAAUGGUCAAAUUGGAGUCCAUGUUCUGUAACAUGUGGUAAGGGAUUACGUAUGCAUACUAGAGAAUAUGUUUUACCAGCCAAAGCACAAAUGUUUCAAUGUAGUCGACAACUAGUGGGUAAAGAAAUGUGUGUUGCGGAUGUUCCUGAAUGUGAAGGUGGCAAUGGUGUAGACGAUAUUUCUCAAGAACAAGAAGAAGUCUUAGAACAGCGUCCAGAAGGUAUUUGUUCCGUUACAGUGUGGGGCGAAUGGUCACCAUGUUCCGUCUCAUGUGGCAAAGGAUUUAAAAUGCGACGUCGUCACUUUUUAGAUCGUAUGGGACCUAAAAAAUGUUUUGAUGUAUCCCUAGUUGAAAAGGAUGUCUGUAUGGUAAGCACGCAAUGUACCGGUCCAAGUGAACCAGUUGAUACUGAAUGUCCCGUUACUGAAUGGACCGAUUGGAGUCCGUGUACUGUGUCUUGUGGACCAAAUCAAGGUGUAGUUGUACGUACUCGUUAUUUAUUAGUACCACCAGAAAAACAACGUCAAUGUGCGGCAAGAACUGAGGUAUAUCAAACUAGUCCAUGUGGUGGAAAUCCAUGUCCAAAACUAACUGAAAACGAUGCCAAAGAAAUAUGUAUGCUACCUCCAGAAAAUGGACCCUGUCGUGGAACAUUAACUCGUUGGUAUUUCGAACCAAAAAAAUUAAUGUGUGUUCCAUUCCAAUAUGGAGGAUGUCGAGGAAAUCGUAACAAUUUUGAAACGGCCGAUGAAUGUAACAAUUUAUGUCAAAAUUUGAGAAAUACUUUAACAGCUGAUGUCACUGGAGACGAGAAUCAGCCAAUCGAUUGUCAAGUUUCUCAAUGGAGUCCAUGGUCUGCAUGUAGUGUUACAUGUGGAAUAGGACGCUCUCAGCAAACCCGAACAAUUUUGGAACAUCCACGAAACGGUGGUGCUGCGUGUCCUAAAAGACUUGUAAAAUAUCGUCGAUGUAACAGACCAAGUUGUAACAAUUAGGACACAAAUCUUUUAUUAUUAAUCAUUUUUGUACUUUAAACAUUUAGCUUGAUACUUUUCAUUUUUAAGGAAUAAAUAAUAAAAAAAAAAUUGAAGAUUUGAUCAUUAUAUUUUCAUUAUAGGAUCCAUUUAGCAGUAAGAACGGAUUAUAAACGCGAACAAAUUCGAACAUCGAAGUUUAAAUAAAUUCUGCCCUUCAGUAGCUUUAAGGGAGUAGAUAGAGAAAAAGGAGGGCAACGAAAUUAUAAAAGGAUGGUUAACGAUUUGUAUAUUAUAAAAUAAUAGUUUAUAAUAGAAAAAAAAUUAAAGUUUUGUUAAUUUUUGAAUCUCUCAAAAAUAGUUCCUGUCUUUCCGUUCCUGACAUUUUUAAUAAAAUAAUAACAGAAGGGAA